AUGAAGCUCUUUUCAGACAUGACCCCACUCUCAACUGCUGCAAUACUGAACAAUCGAAUAUUGGUUACGUCUGCCAACUUCCUGAUGCCUCACAUCCACAGGCAGACGGACCUUCGUAUCUGGGCUUUAGGAAGAUCGGGGCUGUACAACACGCCCUAUCGUUACCGAGUCUGGCGGAUCUGGCGUGUGUUCAGCCCCAGUGCGAACCCCGAACACCAGCACGGGCCGAAGGGAGAACACACCCCGCGACACGAUUUGGCAAUAAUCUUCACCCGGGAUCAGAUGUUCGUGUUCUGGAAGCCGUCCAACACUGAGCAGUACGCGUACCAGGCCUGGCUGAUUUAUCCUCACUGGACGAUAAUUAACACAAAAACUGAUGAUGAAGAUAAGCUUCUGUUUGCUGGGUCAGGGUAUGAGUAUAUGGAACACGUUCGGGAGAACUACAAAAUCUUCUUUUCGACACCCAAAGAAGAGGAUAUUGUUGACUGUUCAAAAUAUAUACCCAAAUUUUGGGGAAAGUUUAUAUGUAUUAGGAAUGUAAUGCGGUAUUCUGGGGUACAGAACGGUGGUCCUCUGUUGCUAGGGUCGCAUAUUCUUGGGGUAGGUUGCUUCGAGAUUCGGGUGAAUGAGGAAAGGAUUCUUGUGUUCACUGAUAUGAGAUACUAUGUCCAUAUUAUAAAACAAGUGGCGGAACUGAAGGCUCAUCAGUAUUAUGAAUACGCGUAUCCCCAGUGGGGGAUCUACUAUGGAUACUUUGGUACAAUAUACGGGAAUUCUCCCAGAAUUCCUUCGAUCUACACUCCAUGGUGGGUGAGGAUAGAUCACCUUGGCUAA
Messenger RNA from Pieris macdunnoughi, 834 nucleotides. NCBI's taxonomy places the organism in Eukaryota, Metazoa, Arthropoda, Insecta, Lepidoptera, Pieridae. The record is from the annotation of a GenBank genome assembly.